Molecule: messenger RNA, 1824 nt
Organism: Choloepus didactylus (southern two-toed sloth)
Lineage: Eukaryota; Metazoa; Chordata; Mammalia; Pilosa; Megalonychidae
Gene: ERAL1
Product: Era like 12S mitochondrial rRNA chaperone 1
Exons: 10
Coding region: 32-1345 (437 amino acids)
Biological process (GO): ribosomal small subunit assembly
Cellular component (GO): mitochondrial matrix
Molecular function (GO): ribosomal small subunit binding; GTP binding; rRNA binding
Source: RefSeq, a predicted model, not a curated record
UGGUCGGUUCCCGGAGUGCCUUGCGGUUGUGAUGGCUGCCUCUGGCGGGCGCGGAACUCAGCUUCUCCGAGUGGCGAUAGGGGUCUGGCAGCUGGGCUCCAACGCCGCGAACCACCGGGUGACCCGGCUUCUCUCGCUCUUGGGCUGUCCGCGGAGGUGCGUGUCCUGUCUCACAGGCGCCGCUUUCUCUGGUCCCCGCCUGGUCUCGGCCCCUCGCCGUUAUGGCCAAGGCUCGGCCCUGGACCGCUUCCUCGGACUUGCUCAGCCCGACAGUUCGCUGACUCCUUGCGUCCCCGCCGUGUCCAUGCACAGAGAUGAGCAGGAUCUCCUCUUGGUCCAUCGCCCCAACAUGCCUGAGAACCCCCGGGUCCUGCGGGUGGUCCUCCUAGGAGCCCCAAAUGCAGGGAAAUCAACACUCUCCAACCAGCUGCUGGGCCGAAAAGUGUUCCCUGUCUCCAAGAAGGUGCACACCACUCGCUGCCAAGCCUUGGGGGUCAUCACAGAGGAGGAGGUCCAGGUGAUUCUGCUUGACACACCUGGACUCAUCAGCCCCAGGAAACAGAAGAGGCACCACUUGGAGCUCUCUUUGCUAGAAGAUCCAUGGAAGAGCAUGGAAUCUGCAGAUCUAGUUGUGGUUCUUGUGGAUGUCUCAGACAAGUGGACUCGGAAACAACUUAGCCCCCAGGUGAUCCAGUGCUUGACCCAGUUCUCCCAGGUCCCCAGCAUCCUGGUCAUGAACAAGGUAGAUUGUCUGAAACAGAAGUCAGUUCUCCUGGAGCUCACGGCAGCCCUCACUGAAGGUGUGGUCAACGGCAAGAAGCUCACGAUGAGACAGGCCUUCCGCUCACACCCUAGCACUCAUUGUACCAGCCCAGUACCUAAGGGCCCAGAUACACAGUCUAUGGAAGGCUGUCAGAGGAUUGGCUGGCCCCACUUCCAGGAGAUCUUCAUGUUGUCAGCCCUAAGCCAGGAAGAUGUAAAAACACUAAAGCAAUACCUCCUGUCACAGGCCCGGCCUGGGCCCUGGGAGUUCCACAGUGAAGUCCUCACUAGCCAGACGCCUGAGGAGAUCUGCACCAACAUCAUCCGGGAGAAGCUCCUAGAGUACCUGCCCCAGGAGGUGCCCUACAAUGUACAGCAGAGGUUGGAGGUGUGGGAGGAAGGGCCAAGUGGGGAGCUGGUGAUCCUACAGAAGCUUCUGGUGCCCAAAGAAUCUCAUAUGAGAAUCCUGAUUGGUCAGAAGGGGCACCUGAUUGCCCAGAUCGCACAGGAAGUGGGCCGAGACCUCAUGGACAUCUUCCUCUGUGAUGUGAAGCUCCGCCUAUCUGUGAAGCUCCUCAAGUGACCACCUCUACUGCUCCUCCCAGGGCAUUCAGCCUAAUUGCUAGUAGGAGCCACUGGCCAGGCCUCCCCUACCUAGGGGCCUGUAGGGACUGGUGAGGGGCAUGGACAUUGACUGAUUGCUAGCUGGCCUGGUAUUGCCAAGUCUGCACAGCCGUGUCUCUAUUUGGAGAAAGGAAUCAACCUUAGCUCAGUUCCCAGGUAGUUCUGCCUGGGGCCACAUCUACAUAAGCCUCAGAAGUUGCCCCCUUGGUGGAAGCAGUGCCACCCUGCCUCCAGCUGGCAUUGAGCCCACAGUUUCUCCCUGAGUUGCCAGUUGUUAGCAGGGAGGAGAUCUUUCUCCUCUCUCCUUAUUUCCUCCACCUCAAAGCAAUGUAAGAACCCAUGUGUCAAGUGCCUCCCUCCUGCACCCUAAGUCCUUGCUCCCUACCACCCCAUCCUUCUCCCCUGUCUUGGAUGCUAAUAAAGUCAAAGGAGAAUAAU